Molecule: messenger RNA, 1935 nt
Organism: Neurospora tetraspora
Lineage: Eukaryota; Fungi; Ascomycota; Sordariomycetes; Sordariales; Sordariaceae
Exons: 1
Coding region: 1-1935 (644 amino acids)
Source: RefSeq, a predicted model, not a curated record
AUGCACUAUGAUCAUUACGGCGUCCAUCAGUGCUGCCCAGUCAACUCGAUGGAGAAGUUUACCAACUUCCAACGGCUACCGGCCGAGCUGCGAAACAUCAUAUGGGAGUUUUCUUUGCCAGAACCACGGGUUUAUGAGGUUUUAGAUGCACCAAACUCGAAACAAAAGACCCCUCCCCAUGAAGGUUUGAUGUUUGCCAACAUCCAUCCAGAACCUCCGCCAGCCUUAGCGGCCGUGUGCCGUGAGAGUCGAUCUUUUGUUCUUCACAACUACAAGGCUCUAACAUUGGGGAGGACAACCAAAUACGUCGACCUGUCUCGAGACGUUCUCCUUCUUGAGCCAUACCUACUCGUUAAGAGGCUUCACCGCACUCUCCAUUUCAUGAGCCAAAUUCCGCUACUUCGAGACAACAUCAACCGCCUCGCGCUCGGAACAUCCUAUGGCAUCUACACGGGCAUCUGCCACCCAGUGCUGAGCUGGAAGGUAUCCAAGACCAACAUGGGAAAGUUGCUUACCAACCUGGCCAAAUUCCCACGACUCAAGGUCCUCAUUUUCAUCGUUCACCAGGAGUUCCAGUUCGAGUUCGACUUCCGAUUCCCCGGCACCAUGACCCCUAUCCCGAACCAUCCGCUCCAACACUCCGUUUCGACCACGUUGCAACCUCUCUUCACGACCGGGCCCAGCGCCACUGGAUUUCCAUCCCCCAUCAGCAGCGGUAGUAGCAGUAUCAUUUCACCGUCGAGGUCUUCAUCAAGCAAUCCCAUCCCGACGCUCGCAGAACCAGCCAGCAAUGGUCUCCAUUUUGAUUCCACCAUCAGCAAUAGCAUCAGCAGCAACAAGAACACCAUCGCAAACCGUAGUGGCCUCUACACACCACCAUACUCGUCACCGUUACCAUUCCCGUCUAUCCAACCGCCGCCGUCGCCGUAUCCUGUAUCCUCUCUACAGCAUCCCCACUUACCACCACCACUCCUCCCUCUCCCUUUACUCCUCCUCCAACAACAACAACAACAACAACACCAACCGCCUCCUCAACCACAACGACCCCAACUAGUCCACCAAGCCUACCGCUUCAAAUUCGACAUCGAAGCCAACAUCAACCACGCCCCUCGACGCCCGCACCUCAACGAGCUGCUUUACUACCCGCUUGAUAUAGAGGUAGAGGACAAGGAAGAUGAUGGUGAUGAUGGGGAGAAUUUUGAUUAUUACAAUUUUAGUAGCGGGGGCGGUACCUCUAGCAACAACAACAAUCCAGGAUGGACAAACAACAACAACAACAACAACAACAACAAUCCAGGAUGGACAAACAACAACAACAACAACAACAACAACAACAACAACAACAACAACAACAACAACAACAACAUUGGCAACAACAACAACAUUGGCAACAACUACGACGAAGACGUUACAGGAGACGUAAGAAUAGGAGGAGGAGGAGGAGGAGGAGGUAGUGGCGGUUCCGGAACCGGAGGCGGCGAGUGGUCCGGCCCCUGGCCGACCAACGACGACUGGCGACGAUUCCGACGACGGUUCCAAAAGGCGGUUAGGCAGAGUUUGGAGGUUAUGGAGAGGAAUAGACUUGCUUGUUUGGCGGCGGCUGCUGCUGCUGCUGCGGCUGCUGAGGCUGCUGAAUUAGAAAAUGGAGGAGAUGGACGACAAUCCGGCAAGGGUUUAAAAGGAACUAGUAAUAGCGGACGGGGAAAGAGGUCUGGAAAGGGGACGACGGUAAAAGCCCAGGAGAAAAUCGUCGGCGGCCGUGCCAGUAGGGAGGCAGAAUGGGAAUGGGAGAGGCAGUGGGAAAGGGAAAGGGAUCCGUUGCUGCGGGGAGGAUUGGGGGGAAGGAUAGUAGGGAAGCAUGCUACUAGGAUUCGAGUACCGGCUAUUAAGGGGGCCAGUUUGCUUUGGAGGUAUACAAGGGGCGGGUAUGUGUGA